GCUUAUAGGGGGUCAUCUCUGUAUCUAUCAUUGUAGGGUCUACCUUACAAUGUAAAGUGCCUUGAGGCGACUGUUGUUGUGAUUUGGCGCUAUAUAAAUAAAAUUGAAUUAAAAUUGAAUGUGCAUCACUGAAGUCUUAGCUGCCCAUGAAGAACCUGUGAACAACCUGUCACUGGUUCACUGCUGUUCCUUCCUUGGAAAAACUUUUGAUAGAUACCACUGCAGAGUGGGAACAACCUACAAGAGCUGCAGUUUAGGAGAUGCUCUGACUAUAUCAUCUAACCAUCACAAUCUGGUCCUUAAGCUUGCACUUGCUCCUUAAUAUAUCUAAUAUAUUAUCUAUAUAUCUCUCACUCAAUAUGUGCCAGAAUAACGUGAUCAUCAGCGUUAUUCACGUUACCUGUCAGCCAUCAUAAUGUAAUGCCUUAUGGCUGUUAAAUUCCAAGUGGUGACUGUUGUUGUAUUUGGAAUUAUAUAAAUAAAAUCGAAUAAAACUCAAUACUGAAUUUUGAUUGGACUGAAUUGGUAAAAGAUCAUUCAACUGCUACAGUUAUCCCUAAAGAUCUCUCUUUUUCUCAUUGGAAUGUGGCAAAAUGUAGUUUCUUUUAAAGUAUUUUAUAUUUGAAAUGAAGCAGAGUACAUUUCAGCGUUAUUUCUGUUCAGACUUUCUGUUUGGCUAUUCUCUAUGCAGUGCCAGUUCAUGUUUACAGGAGAGCUGAAGCCCAUUCCAGCUGUCAUGGUAGAAGUGUGUAGACAGGUCAUUAGUCUACUGGACCAACAUGGAGAGACAAACAAUCAUUCAUGCUCACAUUCACACUGACAGCCAAUUUAGAAUCAUUAAUUAAACAGGCAUGCAUGUCUUUGGACUGUGAGAGGAAGGUGGAGUACACAGAGCAGGAGCAGAGGCCCAGCCAGCAACUGGAUUCGGACCUUUGUGCUGUCGAAACGCUAACGCUACUGUGCCACUAUAACAAUGUGUCAUCAAUAACUUUGUGGAUGUUAUGAUGAUAAUGAAAAAUAAAGAGCAACAAAGUGGGAUGAGAUUGUUAAACUGCUUUGUAUGUUGUUGUUUGUAUACUUUGGCUACUCACACACAUUCAUUUGUUAGGGAAAUUAUUGUUUAUUGCUAAACAAACUUGAAUGGUUGGUCUGCAAUGAUACUGAACAAAAACUUAUUGUUAUUCGACCUCAAAUCAUGUGAUGGUACGGAGACUUACCUCGUUAAAGAUGGUGCUCAGUUAAAGGAGGUAUUCGGGACAAAGUCACGUUAACCGUCAAGGGGGGACGUUUUAAACUUUAGCUUCAUUAUAAGAAAAUCCUACAGCCAGUUUUGAUGCUUAUUUGCUGUUUGUUAGCAGUGCAGCAUCACCAUCUAGUGACGGCAAAAUGUAUUGCUGCUGUCUGAACUCCCUAAUUAUAAAUGGGCUUCGAUAUAAGUUUAACUGCCAUAAAUGUAAAUUAUGUCAAUUUGUUUAAUUUAUUGUGUUCAUUUAUGUUUAUUUCCUUUAUUUAUUGUUGUUCCUUUUGGGGUAGGAACUAAGUUUCAUUCUGUGUUGCGCACAGGCCCCUUUAAGUGACGUAAAGGGAAGCCAAAAGAGCAUGUGCAAAGAAGCUAAGCUAUAACUUAACUAAGUCACAAGAAGGAAUAAAUAAGCUGUUUUAAAGUAAAAGAUAACUGUGAAGAAGAAGAAGAAGAAGCCAGCGAGUUUGACGGUGGAUUUUAUGGUGUUUCGGAGGAGAAGUGUGACGGAGGAAUAAAUCCAUCAGCGAAUGAAGAACCGUUGUGUCGUGUAUUAACUGGAGGGAGUGAUAGUCAAACUCGGACCUGCCCAGACCCGCCCUAUCAGCGCAAAUUCGACAGCUCAUCAAGACGGGAACACAGAUAAGCCACUGUUUAGGACACACAAGUUCAUAAGGUUUUCAUGAAGAAGUCUGUAAGUCAGACUCUAAAGUUUUUGGUCUGAAAAGUGACACAAGAGUUGGAAGCUAAAAGGGACUGUGUAUAGCCUGGCAGCCACGGUGUUUCACGUAUAUGAAUGUACAUUUACGUAAGAGAUGUAAAUUCAUGUUCAGUUGAAUGAUUAUAGUUGGCUCUUAAGGGGCAGAAGUAAACUUUGUACAUUUUGAUAGAAACUCACAGUUUGUAUUUAUGGUUCAGUGUCUUUUACAAGUUCAGUGUGUGACAAGGUUAUAAUAAGAACUCCGUUAAGUGUACUUACUCUGUAAUAUUUUACAUCUAUGGGCUAAUUUGAUGGAGAGUGACUUCAUUUAGUUAAGAUCAUUCUUUUAGUAUUUGCAAAUGUUGUUGCAGCUUGCUCUUGUAUGCUGCCUGUGUAUAUCUGUGUCUAAGUAAUCAAAAUGUCACAUACAAGUAAAGAAGCUCAGGGUGCAGCAGCUGCUCUGGAAGAAGAGACAGAGUUAGAGCAGACAGAUGAAUCAAAUAUCGGGCAAAAUAUAGCACCACCUGAAGAGCCUCGUAGAAGUGAAAGAGCCCGGACAUUAACAGAAAAGGGAAAGGAGUUUCAGAAAGAGCAAAUCAAAGGGCUAUUGCUUCGCUUUGACAGCAAAUAUGAAAGAUGGAAAGCUCUGAUUAAGGUAGCUAAAAGAUCUGUGUUAAAACAGGAUCCUAGUGACAUCCUACAAGAACACAUCACCAGUAUUCAAAGGGAAUUAUCUGAGUUGAACAUUGCUUAUGAUGAUUACCGAAGAAUUGAUCAACCAGGCCAUGACAUGCGUCGCAAGAUGGAUAACUGCAUCUCGAUCACCAAGACUGUAGUGCAAAACGCUCAAUCUGAAAUGCAGGGUACAGCUGAGGAGUUGAUUUGGCCAGAUCAUAGUUCUGUAUUCUCAUCCUCAGCUUCCAGUGUUUCACUUCCUGCCUCUAAUGGUUCUAAAGCUUCUUCUAUUCACUCAAAUGUAUCUUCACUUAGAAGACAAGAAGCUGCUGCCGAGUAUGCAGCUACACAGGCUGUACUGCAGAUUAUGGCUGAACAAGAGGGCCACCAAGAGAAACUGCAAAACCUUGAAGCUGAAGAGAGGUUGAUCAUUGCAGACCAAGAAGCAGCCGCAUUAGCUCGUCGUCUUGAAGGAGAAAGAGAAGAAACUGAAUGUAGGCUAGAAAGAGAGAAACAAGAGGCUGCUCUCUUAAAGAAACAGCAAGAAGAGAAUUCUGCAAGAAGAAGGUCUGUAGAAAACCUAAAGAGAGAACUUGAACGUUUGGAGAAUUUGGAAAGGUUGAAUGCAGCCAAAGCAAGGCUUCAAGUGUAUGAUGAGAAUGAGCUCAGUCCAGCCCAAGGGAAUGCUCCACAGAGCCUGGAUCUACAUAAGGUUAUGCAGCCACUCAAUCAGGUGAAGCCUGAGGACCAGCACUCACAACCACCAAAGGAUGCAGUGCCAACACAUGUGCUUCAAGAUAGCACAGGAGAGCUUGUGAAGGUCUUAGCUGAGGCUAUAUCAGCAAAUAGGCUACCCAUUCCAGAGCCCACAGUUUUUAGUGGUGAUCCACUCAAGUUUAAUCAUUGGAAGUCAUCCUUCCAAACUCUUAUUGAAAAGAAAAACAUUCCAAGCUCAGAGAAAAUAUUCUUCCUCCAGAAAUAUGUUGGAGGAGCAGCUAGAGAGGCAUUAGAAGGUUAUUUUCUGAUUGGUUCAGAUACUGCAUAUGUUGCUGCAUGGGAACUCCUCAAUGAGCGAUACGGCCAGCCUUUUAUGAUUGCCAAAGCCUGCCGAGACAAAUUACAUGCCUGGCCAAAAAUAGUGUCAAGAGAGAGCACUGACUUAAGGAAAUUCGUGGACUUUUUACACAGUUGUGAAUGUGCCAUGGCUCACAAUGAGAGUCUGCGUAUUCUUGAUGAUGGCAUUGAAAAUCAAAAACUGACAGCCAAGUUGCCUGAUUGGUUAAGCAGCAGAUGGAACCGAAAAGCCACACAGUAUCAGCUGGAGCAUGGAAGGUUCCCAGAUUUCAAGUAUUUUGUAACUUUCCUGACAUUGGAGGCUAGUAUUGCUUGUAACCCUGUUACAUCUUACUAUGCUUUGUGGCAAGGGGAGCCGGAAAGGACAAGAUCUAAACCUCAGAAUGUAGUGACCUCUAAGAACCAAGCAGCAAGUGCAAGGAUUUUUACAACUAACACCACUGAGAAGAACGUAAGCACAUGUAUGUUUUGUAAGAAAACAGGGCAUGUCUUACACAAGUGCCGUAGACUAACUGCAUGGCCAGUUGCUGACCGAGUGAAGUUCAUUCAAGGUGAGAAACUGUGCUUCGGCUGUUUGAGUCCUGGCCAUCAAUCCAAGAAUUGCAGCAACCGGAUGGUCUGCGACACCUGCUCAAAGCGCCACCCCACAUGCUUACAUGAGGAUCGCUCAAAACAACAAGAAAAUGACAAGACAGGUUGCAGUAAGGAAAGAAAGCCACAAUCACCGCAAGACACCACUCAAGAAACCACAUCCAAUAGAGUUGUGCAUGAUGGUAACAGUGCUCAGACUUCAGCAAUAGUUCCUGUUUAUGCAUCAAUGCCAGGUGAUUCAAACAAAGAAGUCCUUGUCUAUGCUCUGUUAGAUUCACAAAGUGACUCUUCAUUCAUUCUUGAAGAAGUGGCAGAUGCUCUUGAUGUUAAUGCAGAGCCAGUCAAGUUGAAGCUGUCCACAAUGUCUUCCAAGGAGACAGUUGUACCAUGCAAAACACUCAAAGGUCUACAAAUAAGAGGGUUAUCUUCUUCUAAGAAGAUCACAGUGCCAACGGUCUACACUCGUGAGUUCAUACCUGCCAAUCGUACACACAUUCCAACGCCAGAGACUGCAAGGGCAUGGCCUCAUUUAGAGCAUCUUGCGGAACACAUUGCCCCGCCGAAGAAAUGUGAAAUCGGUCUUCUGAUUGGGUAUAACUGUCCACAAGCACUAAUGCCUAGAGAAGUUGUAUGUGGUGAGGACAACCAGCCCUUCGCACAGAAAACUGACGUAGGCUGGAGCAUAGUGAGCUAUGGUGAUCCAAGCGAACACUACAGUGAUGCAAUUGGAUUAAGUCACCACAUCAUUGUAAAGCAAGUGACCCCUGAACCCAAAGUAACAAGUAAGCUGAAAAGCGAAGUUCAUUAUGUUUGUAAAACAAGAAUUAAGGAGAUGACUACUCCAGAAGACGUACUUAAGGUGCUGGAAUCUGACUUCAGUGAAAGGCUUGGAGAAGAGGCAAAUCUCUCGCAAGAAGAUCUCCGGUUUUUGACUAAAAUGAAAGAAGAAAUUAGGCACAAAGAAGACGGACAUCUCGAAAUGCCUCUGCCUUUUAAACAGAGCAGGCCAGAGCUCCCAAAUAACAAGCCAUGUGCUAUUCAACGCCUCAUGUGCUUGGAAAAGAAGCUCAAGAGAGACCAGAAAUAUCGGACAGACUACAUGAACUUUAUGAAAGACAUUAUCAGUCGUGGCGAAGCAGAAAAGGUCCCAGAAGAAGAGCUUGAUAAACAAUCAGCUUGGUAUAUUCCCCACAAUGGCGUAUACCACCCUCAAAAGCCAGAGAAACUGCGAGUGGUCUUUGAUUGCUCGGCAAGAUUUCAAGACAUGUCAUUGAAUGACCACCUACUUACAGGGCCAGAGCUCACAAACACCUUGGUGGGAGUUCUUUGUAGAUUUCGAAAGGGCCCAGUCGCUAUUAUGUGUGAUGUGGAACGAAUGUUUCAUCAAUUCCAUGUAAAGCCUGAAGACCAAGACUACUUGAGGUUCUUAUGGUGGGAGAAUGGUGAUCUUGAGUCUCCGCCAUCAGUUUUUCGGAUGAAAGUCCAUUUGUUUGGAGCAGCUUCCUCACCUGGCUGUGCCAAUUUUGGACUUAAACAUCUAGCCACAGAAGGUCAGGAUCGAUUUAAUCAAAGCACUGUCAAGUUCAUCCGAAGAAAUUUUUAUGUUGAUGAUGGACUGGUGAGUGUAAGGUCUGAUGCUGAGGCAAUCGAGCUGAUCAAGGAAGCGAGAGAGCUCUGCAGUGCAGGCAAGCUUAGACUACACAAGUUCAAUUCCAACAGCAAGAAGGUAUUGGAGUCAAUACCGAAGGAAGAGUGUGCUGCCAGUGUCAAAGAGCUGGACAUAGAUUUAGGGGAGCCACUCCUAGAAAGAGCACUGGACGUGCAAUGGUGUGUAUCCUCUGAUGACUUUCAGUUCAGAGUAACUGUCAAGAAACACCCAAUGACGAGAAGGGGAGUGCUAUCCACAGUAGCUUCCAUCUACGAUCCUUUGGGUUUCGUAGCACCAUUUGUUUUACGUGGGAAGUUGAUCUUGCAACAGUUGAGUCGAGAGAAAGCUAGUUGGGAUGAACCACUUUCAGAGGAGUGCAGAUCACAGUGGCAGUCAUGGUUACAAGAUCUCCAUAACUUGUGUCAAGUAAAGAUUAAGAGGUGCUACAUGCCAGCAAGCUUCAUAGAUGUCAAGCAGUACGAAUUACAUCACUUCUCAGAUGCUAGCUUCACAGGUUAUGGGGAGUGCACUUAUCUAAGAGCAGUCAACUCUAAUGGCAGCGUAUACUGCUCACUUGUCAUGGGGAAAGCGCGUGUUGCCCCCACCAAGGUCACAACAGUUCCAAGGCUUGAGCUGUCUGCAGCAGUGGUUGCUGCGAAGAUGGGUGCUGUGUUAAAACAUGAGCUCGAAAUAGACAACCUUAAGGAAUAUUAUUGGACUGAUUCAAAGGUUGUUCUCGGGUACAUUAAUAAUGAUGCCAGACGCUUUCAUGUUUUCGUGGCAAAUAGGAUCCAGAGAAUCAAGACCACCACAGAUGCCAACCAAUGGUAUUAUGUGCAGUCCGAAGACAAUCCGGCGGACCAUGCUUCGAGAGGGUUAUCGGCAGAUUAGCUCGUUGCUUCAAAUUGGUUCACUGGCCCAGACUUUCUGUGGGAAAAGGAGCUACCCACAAGAGAUGCUAAGGUGGGAGAGGUUAGUGACAAUGAUCCAGAACUUCGAAGGGCUCAGGUGCUCAACACCAGUGCAAGGGCAAAUAGAACAUUGUUGGACCGCCUGACUAAGUUUUCUGACUGGAAAAGAGUUGUUAAGGCUAUUGCUUGUCUUAAACAUCAUGCUAAGCAAGUUAAGGGUCUUAGUCCCAAACUCAAUGGAAGUACAAGUGUUGAGGAAAGACAACAAGCUGAACUUUUCAUAAUCAGAUUGGUCCAAAGAGAAGUAUUCAGCAGUGAAAUCAAGAAUUUACAGCAAUGCAAGGACGUAAAAUCCAAAGACAAAGCAAAAAGGCUAUGCAAAUUAAGUCCAUUUUUGGAUGAGCAGAGUGUGCUGAGAGUAGGCGGCCGCUUGACAAGAAGUGAGCUUCAUCCACAUGUUAAACAUCCUGCUAUUCUGCCAAAAACAAGUCACGUGUCUUCUUUAUUGAUCAAGUAUUAUCAUGAGAAAGUACAGCAUCAAGGAAGAGGUAUGACUGUAAAUGAAUUGCGAUCUAAUGGGAUAUGGGUCAUUGGAUGCAGCAGUGCAGUUGCCUCACGUGUCUUUAAGUGCGUCACAUGCAGAAAGUAUAGAAGGAACACACAAGAUCCAAAAAUGGCAGAUUUGCCAAAGGACAGAAUGGAAAUGACCCCUCCAUUCACAUAUUGUGGCAUAGAUUGCUUUGGACCAUUCUAUGUGAGGGAUGCAAGAAAGGAACUGAAGAAGUAUGGUCUUCUCUUCACUUGUAUGUGUUGCAGAGCUGUACAUAUCGAAAUGCUUGAUGACCUUAGUUCAGAUGCUUUCAUCAAUGCAUUGCACGUAUUCAUUGCAAUACGUGGGAAUGUAAGGCAGUUGAGAUGCGAUCAAGGUACCAACUUUGUGGGUGCAAAAAGAGAGUUCAUGGACUCAAUGAAGAACUUGGCUCAUGAGCAGUUGAAGGAAUAUGGCUGUGAGUUUGUAAUGAAUCCCCCAUCAUCCAGCUAUAUGGGAGGAAUUUGGGAGAGGCAAAUAAGGACAAUCAGAAGUGUUCUAACACCAAUCCUUGAUCAGUCUGCUAAAAGACUUGACACCGCCUCACUUAGGACAUUUUUGUAUGAAGCGAUGGCUAUUAUAAAUAGCAGACCGCUGACAACAGAGCACCUGAAUGAUCCAACAAGUCUUGAACCGCUCACACCAAAUCACAUUCUUCUGAUGAAGUCUAACAUCAUAUCGCCACCUCCGGGUCAGUUCGUGAGUCAAGAUUUAUACCUGCGUAAGAGAUGGUGUCAGGUGCAGUUCUUGGCGAAUGAGUUUUGGACAAGGUGGAGGAGGGAGUAUCUCCUUAAUCUCCAGCAAAGACAGAUAUAGCAUGGGGAUAAAAGAAACACCAAGGUCAAUGACAUUGUUAUUCUCCAAGAAGACAGUGCCCCGCGAAAUCACUGGAGACUAGCAAGAGUCACAGAGGUGUACCCCAGCUCGGAUGGAAGGGUCAGAAAGGUAAAGCUGUUGGUUAGUGACUCAACUUUGGACAAACAGGGAAAACGUACAACUAAGCCAGUUUAUCUUGAAAGGCCAGUGCAAAAAAUAGUUCUACUUGUUGAAGCAGAAUAAGCAUGUGUUAAACUGUUGUAAAUGCUUAUAACUUGAAGAUUCAAAUCUGUGAAGAAAUCUCAAGUUGAGAUUUGGUGGGAGUUUAACUGCCAUAAAUGUAAAUUAUGUCAAUUUGUUUAAUUUAUUGUGUUCAUUUAUGUUUAUUUCCUUUAUUUAUUGUUGUUCCUUUUGGGGUAGGAACUAAGUUUCAUUCUGUGUUGCGCACAGGCCCCUUUAAGUGACGUAAAGGGAAGCCAAAA
Molecule: messenger RNA, 8726 nt
Organism: Oreochromis niloticus (Nile tilapia)
Lineage: Eukaryota; Metazoa; Chordata; Actinopteri; Cichliformes; Cichlidae
Exons: 2
Coding region: 2359-6819 (1486 amino acids)
Molecular function (GO): nucleic acid binding; zinc ion binding
Source: RefSeq, a predicted model, not a curated record